AUGCUUCAAAAUUUGUUAAAAUGGGACGUUGAUCAUGGAGAUCAGAAGCAUGAGGAGCAAUUUUUGAAGAAAGCAUCAAAUCUGUUCCGGAAAAACGAGACCAAAAGUGCACUGAGACAAAUCGCUGAGGGGAUUGCUAGAGGCGUGGCUGAAGCUAAAAUCAAAUACCUCAAAGAGCAGCUGUUAGUGAGUGAAAUCCUGCGGAAAACAGAUGAAUUAUUAACAUUUAACGAAUCUGUCACAAUAAAAUUGCUGGAUAUUGUAAAGAAGUUACACCAAGAUGCUUUGGACGCAUCCAAAAGCAACAAACCAACUGAUUCCGAAGAACCAAAUUCCGUUUCUGCUGAUGCAAUCGGAACAAAGAAUUCAAUGGACCGAGCCAUCAAGAAUAUACGUCAAAUUCUUACAAAUCACUUGCUCAGUAUAAAGUGUAGCAUUCUGAGAGACGGUAUCUGCAAACCUUUAGCUCAGUAUGGUGUGGAUAAAACUGUGGUCUCGGUUUUCCACUCGUGUAACGAAAAAAUAAACAAAGAAGUAAAUUUAUUCCAAGCUCAGAGGCGAAUAACGUUUGCGGUCAAUCCGAAAAAGUGGCGUCGUUUGGAACGUAAGCAAAGAGAGGGCUUUAAAGAUCCUGAAGCAAUCCAAAAAGCGCAACAAAUCAUUGAUGACUUGCGAAACAACGGGAAGGCAGGUAUCAUCCAUCUCACACACAUUACUGAUAUCAUUGGAAAGCCAAUCACGGUGUUGGAUGAAAAUGGAAAAUUGUUGCAAAAUAUUCGCGGUAAAACAGACGCAGAACCCAUCGUUGUUCAGUACGAUAGUAAAAAUGAGCAUUGGUCAUUACCUGGAGGUCAUGAACCAGGUAUCAAAUCAACGCAACGAAACAAUUGUCUGUUUGACGUUAUAGCACAUCAGAUCGGAUACGAUCCCGACACACUUCGGAAAAGCACUGUCGAGGGAAUGUCGAACAAUUUGGCACUGGUUGCAAAUCAGGCACAUGACUAUUCAUUGUUGGAGAAAUACAAACCACGCAAGUUACUCCUCGGUGGAUUCCAAUCGAGACCGCUUCAAGAGCCCAACUAUCCUUCACAUUUGUCCAGAAUUCAGGCCAAUCACGAAUUGAUACCAAUCAUCGCCGAGCUGAGGAAUGAACUGAACAAGGAGUUUUUGCGGUCAGAAGAAUUUGCGAAAAAACGAUUAUCUUCAAAAUUGACUCAUAUAAAACACCAACAUGUUUCACCGGAGUUCAUGGACAAAGAAAUGUUAAUGAUGGGUGUGAUGGAGGUGAAAUUCAACGACGGCUCCUAUUUUCGAGUGAUGACAGUAUCCGGUUCUGAUCCGAAUCCUGUAGAGCAUCGGUACCUCAGAACGUUUCCACAAAAAUCUGAAAUUCAAAUGAAAAAUAAUCCUCCGAAAACAGAUGAACCGAAAGAUGUAAUAAGUCGAGUGUUUAAAUACAAAAACAAAAAUUUUGAAUUUAUACACGUAGAUAAAAUAGUAAAUAAACCAAUUUUUGAUGUCUACGAACGUAAAUUUCGUGAAGAGCAGUAUAACAGACCGUGUGCGGCUCAGAAAUUCUUUUAUGCUCUUGGAGAACAUAUGCAAAAGAACCCGCACUUGAAAAUUGUUGGAAAAAUUGGUCUGAUAGAAUCGGCGUACAGAACACCAAAACGAAUAUCGUGUGAUGGCAAGGUGCAUUCUUUCAGACCGGAACAGGUUGUAAUACAGGACUCGUGUCCUUGCUGUCGGAAGGUGUUGCCGAUUGCAACCGGUGCUCCUGGCUAA
This is a messenger RNA of Echinostoma caproni, 1785 nucleotides long. The record is from the annotation of a GenBank genome assembly. NCBI's taxonomy places the organism in Eukaryota, Metazoa, Platyhelminthes, Trematoda, Plagiorchiida, Echinostomatidae.